Molecule: messenger RNA, 1387 nt
Organism: Pristis pectinata (smalltooth sawfish)
Lineage: Eukaryota; Metazoa; Chordata; Chondrichthyes; Rhinopristiformes; Pristidae
Product: procathepsin L-like
Exons: 8
Coding region: 94-1116 (340 amino acids)
Biological process (GO): immune response
Cellular component (GO): lysosome
Molecular function (GO): cysteine-type endopeptidase activity
Source: RefSeq, a predicted model, not a curated record
GAAACUUCAAGGGCAAGGUGAGUUUGCUAAUUCAAGCCUUCCGUCUUAUUCCUUGUGUAGAGUGAACGGGACAGGACUGGAAGGUUCUGCACAAUGAAGUUCUCUUUGUUUCUGGGCUUUGUGGCGGGGUCUAUUCUGGUUGUAGCCUCAGACCACAAAUUCAGUUCAGCACUGGAUGAAGAAUGGGAGAACUGGAAACUACAGUACAGCAAGCAGUACUCAGAGGGUGAGGAGAUCAACAGGAGAAUGAUUUGGGAAAGUGCCAUGAGUUACAUUGAACAGCACAAUCGAGAAUACUCAUUGGGGAAGCACACAUUUACUGUGGCAAUGAACCAAUUUGGAGAUCUGACCAAUGAAGAGUUCAAUACACUCAUGAAUGGAUUCCGCAUGAAUGAAGCUGAAAACUCAACUGAGGAAGAAGCUGAAGAAUAUGAUGGGCUUGAUGAUGAUGAUAAUGAAGGUGGUUUCGAGUCGUCAGGUACUGUUGACUGGAGGACAAAGGGUUUGGUUACACCAGUGAAGAACCAGGGACAAUGUGGCUCCUGCUGGGCCUUCAGUGCAACCGGAGCCCUCGAGGGACAGUGGAAGAAGAAAAAAAAUCAACUUAUUUCUCUGAGUGAACAGAACCUUCUGGAUUGUGACUAUAAUUCUUAUGGAUGCCGCGGUGGAUAUAUGGACAGUGCCUUCGCGUGUGUAAAGAGACUCCAUGGCAUAAACUCUGAAAGUACUUAUCCCUACACUGCACAGGAAGGAGACUGCAGAUUUCAGCGCAGCAAAGUCGUUGCCAGGAUUCGUACAUACACGCAGAGUAAGUAUACUGAAGGACGUUUAGCAAGAACAGUGGCCAGAGUUGGACCAAUUUCUAUUGCCAUUGAUGCAAGCCAAAGAUCCUUCCAGUUUUACAAUCAAGGCGUCUACUAUGAUCCAGAAUGCGGUUAUAAUGGUGUGAACCACGCAGUGCUGGCGGUUGGAUAUGGCACAGAGAAUGGAGUAAAAUAUUGGCUUGUUAAAAACAGUUGGGGAACAACAUGGGGUGACAAGGGCUACAUUAAAAUGGCGAAGGACAGGAACAAUAAUUGUGGAAUAGUCAAUUAUGUGGUCUUUCCAAUCGUGUAAAUGCUCCAACGUUCAACCAGAGCUUCAGAACUCGACCUGAAAAAUUGUGGAAACCUGCUAUUGCUUAUUCAUUCUACGCCGUUGCUUUAACGUUCUACAGCAAAUAAAAACAAGUCCAGGGGAAUAAUCGCAGCUUCUGCAUCUUCGUCAGUGUGGUAUUAAAGGCAAACUAAUGGUGUAUUGUUAACUGCAAUUCUGAGUGACAGUGUUAUUCAAGUUGUGUCGAGGCAAUGAGUUGUAGUGCUGAGAAAUUAAAGCUGCUGGCAAUCUC